Molecule: messenger RNA, 558 nt
Organism: Ascoidea rubescens DSM 1968
Lineage: Eukaryota; Fungi; Ascomycota; Saccharomycetes; Ascoideales; Ascoideaceae
Exons: 2
Coding region: 1-216 (71 amino acids)
Source: RefSeq, a predicted model, not a curated record
AUGGAGAUCUUCCCAUUAACAGGCGCAAAUUUUAAUGAACCAAUUAUAAACUCUGAUAACAACUUCGAUAUCAACAUUCACAACCAUCUCACAACCAGUGAUAGGAGAGCUGCCAUUGCAUCAGAUGGAACAGCAAAGAUUAACUCCGAUGAGGAUGAUGAGUGUAUCGACAUCAGCUCAGAAGAUGAAGUAGCGCAAGGUGCCAAUGUCAAAUAAUCAAACUUAUUGGAAUCAUUCUUUCACACAGAUGAUACUGAUCAAGUUGGUUAAGUUUACGCUGGUGCGCAAAGCUUUGUCGACGAACAGGCAAGUACCAAGUUGGUUAAAAAAAUUGUUCAUGAUAUCAUUGAUGUAGGACCAAUGUACUUUGCCAAUCUUGAAGAGAUCCAACAGAAGAUGGUUAUCAAUGGCUAACUAAGCCGCUGCCUUUCUUGCCGUUGCUUCUGCAAAAGCAAAUUCUACCAACCAAAAGUGCACAGAUCUUUUCCAUCGGAGCGUCGGCCUAUGCAUGACAGCAAUCAAUUGAUAUUAGGUGUUCCCGUCACAAAAAACGGCAGU